CACAUGUCUGAACUGUUCUGGAAGAGCCUGCUUGUCGUGGCGAUCGCCAUUGCCUCUGCGUUGCUUACUGAAGCAAUCACCUACUUUCUCCUCUAUCGCGAUGAACAGUAUCAGACAAGGAAGCGCGAGCUCGAGCGUGCUGCCCAGCAAGUGGUCGCUAUGAAGGAGUUUGGAUCGGAUCAACGCAGCCUUGAAAAGAAGGAGGAGAUUGUCAAAAAGCUCGGCCGCGACUUUGCCACGUCCAAGAUGCGAAGCUCGUUCGCCCUCAUGUUUGUCUUUAUCGGCCUCAUGUGGCUGUGGAAUCGCGUGUUUGAUCAAACCGUCAUGGCCAAGCUCCCGUUCGAGCCCAUCUCGUUCAUCCAGGGAUUGACCCACCGCGGACUCGAAGGCACCGACUUCACCGACUGCUCGUUUGUCUUUCUGUACGGUUUGUGCUCGACCAGCAUUCGCCCGCACAUCCAAAAGCUUCUCGGCUUUGAUACUUCCCGUGCAGCAGCUGCCUAUUCGGGUGGCAUGUUUACUCCUCCGCAGCAAAAGUAACAAACGCCAAAAUUGCAACAACCAAACAAACGUUUGCACAACAAAAAGUGUGAUUUCAUAAAAAUACAAUGUGUUUCCUUUGUGA
Messenger RNA from Capsaspora owczarzaki ATCC 30864, 625 nucleotides. Its product is annotated as transmembrane and coiled-coil domain-containing protein 1. The transcript is spliced from 4 exons. The record is from RefSeq and is a predicted model, not a curated record. Gene Ontology annotation, molecular function: calcium channel activity. Gene Ontology annotation, cellular component: cytoplasm; endoplasmic reticulum membrane. Gene Ontology annotation, biological process: endoplasmic reticulum calcium ion homeostasis. Lineage: Eukaryota; Filasterea; Ministeriida; Capsasporidae. Bases 4 to 540 code for a protein of 178 amino acids.